This is a messenger RNA of Engraulis encrasicolus (European anchovy), 1601 nucleotides long. It is a transcript of the gene ptpn1, whose product is annotated as protein tyrosine phosphatase non-receptor type 1. Gene Ontology annotation, molecular function: non-membrane spanning protein tyrosine phosphatase activity; protein kinase binding. Bases 180 to 1541 code for a protein of 453 amino acids. The record is from RefSeq and is a predicted model, not a curated record. The transcript has 9 exons. Gene Ontology annotation, cellular component: cytoplasm; early endosome; endoplasmic reticulum. NCBI's taxonomy places the organism in Eukaryota, Metazoa, Chordata, Actinopteri, Clupeiformes, Engraulidae. Gene Ontology annotation, biological process: peptidyl-tyrosine dephosphorylation; negative regulation of ERK1 and ERK2 cascade; negative regulation of PERK-mediated unfolded protein response.
GCAGCGUGUUUCCGGUAAGAACGGGCCAAGAGACAACAGUAACAUUAAAACCAUAGACUGGAAAAUUUAAGUAUUUCUUACCGUCUUUUUGUUCACCGGGUUUUAAAGUUGACGACCUGGAAGCUCAUCAGACGGAAACCGACAGAGCUUCGCGCUUAAAGGUCGCAUUUACCACGGCAAUGGAAGCCGAGUUUCGAGAAAUCGAUGAAUCGGGGAGUUGGAACGCCAUUUACCAGGAGAUCCGUCAGCAGUCCAGUGACCUGCCGUGCCGAGUGGCCAAACACCCUGAAAACAAGAGCAGGAACCGCUACCGAGACGUCAGCCCAUUUGACCACAGUAGGAUCCGUCUUCAGGAGGGUUCCAAUGACUACAUCAACGCCAGUCUCAUAUCCAUGGAGGAGGCCCAACGCAGCUACAUACUCACUCAGGGUCCGCUCCCCAACACGUGUGGUCAUUUCUGGGAGAUGGUUUGGGAACAGAAGACGAGAGGAGUCGUGAUGCUGAACCGCGUCAUCGAGAAGGGAUCGGUGAAGUGUGCUCAGUACUGGCCCCUGGAAGAGAGGGAGGCGGUGUUUGAGGACACACACUUCAAACUCACACUCGUCUCGGAAGACGUCAAGUCAUUCUACACUGUACGCCAGCUGGAGCUCACCAACCUGCAGUUGGAUGAGAGCAGGGAGAUCCUCCACUUCCACUACACCAGCUGGCCUGACUUCGGCGUUCCGGAAUCUCCGGCCUCCUUCCUGACGUUCCUCAUGUGUGUUCGCCAGUCCGGGUGCCUCGGGUCGCCACACACACACGCCAACGCACACACACACCCCGACGGGGACACACACGUGGGGCCGGCAGUCGUCCACUGCAGCGCGGGAAUCGGCAGGUCCGGAACAUUCUGCCUCGUGGACACCUGCCUACUACUGAUGUGUCUUCGUGAGGACCCCAGCUCGGUGUGUAUUCGUGACGUGUUGCUGGAGAUGAGGAAGUGCCGCAUGGGCCUCAUCCAGACAGCGGACCAGCUGAGGUUCUCAUACCUGGCCGUCAUCGAGGGGGCGCGCAACAUCAUGGGACACGACAGCCUACAGGAGUCGUGGGCGGAGUUGUCCAAUGAGGACGUCCCGGACUUCAAGCCCCCCUCCCCCCCUCCCUGGAGCCACCCGGACGAACACAACGGAUCACCUCAGCACACACACAUCAACAGCGAUCUGAGGAGGAGGCAUGUGGGUGUCGACGCCCCCCCGGUCCCGCCCCCUCGUCCCCCAUUGGCCCAGGACUCUAUCCCCAUGGCAACAGCUGCAUCAGUCGCGGCGUCAGUACCGCCCCCCAAACCUCCUCGCACCCCUGAGGAGGCCCCCUCCUCCCCCCCGGCCUCUUCUGCUCCUGCUCCCCCGUCUCCCUGCCCCGCUGCUACUGCCCCCUGUGGUGGGCCCCCCUCCGCGCUGCCUGCGGGCCCCCCUGCCCCGUGGAGCCCUCUGCUGGCCAACAUGUGUGUGUGCACCGCGCUGGCGCUCGGGGCCUACGUCUGCUACCGCACCUGCUUCCACUGAGGACACCGCCGGGACAUCAGGACACACACACACACACACAUGUGCACACACACACACACA